Messenger RNA from Bursaphelenchus okinawaensis, 438 nucleotides. Lineage: Eukaryota; Metazoa; Nematoda; Chromadorea; Rhabditida; Aphelenchoididae. The record is from the annotation of a GenBank genome assembly.
AUGUUGCCUGCUUCAGUAAGGCGAUUCUCAACACAUAUGGACUUUGUUGGUCAACAACGAGCUGAGCGAGUAAUGCAGGUAAGGCAGAAACAGAAACUUUGGCAUUUUAAUGUGGGAAAAUGUGUUCUUUACACUGCCGUUCGUUUAUAAAUUAAAUAUCAUAUAUUGAGCUUUUAGUUGAUCUUGGUGAUCAGUGGAAUCAUCGGUUUCUUGGUGGGCUUUUGGUUUGAACAGAUUUCAUACAUGGUAUUUACAAUUUUGGGCGGAUCAGCGUUCGCGGGUUUGAUUAUGUUACCGCCUUGGCCAUGUUUUCGCAAAAAUUCAUUGAACUGGCAGCCGGCUUUACAGUAAGUGUGUUAAUCUAUAACUUAUUGCUGUUUUAGAAAAACUGACGCCAAGGAGAGCGAAGAAGACAAAAACAAGAAGAAGAAGAACUAA